Messenger RNA from Dovyalis caffra, 1119 nucleotides. NCBI's taxonomy places the organism in Eukaryota, Viridiplantae, Streptophyta, Magnoliopsida, Malpighiales, Salicaceae. The record is from the annotation of a GenBank genome assembly.
AUGGAGGAAGCAAGACAAAUCAAGGUUGACACAUCGGAGGCGAGAGGAGCAGAAGAGGCAGAAGCUGUGAUGAAGGAUGAGAAAACCGAAGCAAAAGAAGCAGCAAAAGGAAGAGGGUUGAUGGAUGAGACAGUGGAGGUAAAACAAGUCACAGAUUCCUCGGUGCCUCUUCAAAUGAAGAGUAACAGAGUAGCCUCUGGCGCCAAUUCUGGCCUGCGCCACCGACUUGGAUCAAAGAAAAAGGUGGCAAUCAAGGUACAAUUGGAUAGUGGACAAUUGGAUGGUAAGAAGGCUAGUUACAUAGCCUUGAAAGUUGCAGCUGGAAUUCCAGGUGUGGAGAGUGUGGAGCUAGGAGGGAAAGAGAAGAACAUAUUGGAAGUGAUAGGAGAUGAUUUUGAUUUUGUCCAUCUCACAUCGUUGCUGCGGAAGAAAAUUGGACAUGCAGAGAUAAUAUGGAAGAAAGAUAUUAUGGAAGAUGAGCCACUUCUUUCCAAAGAAGAGGAAGAUGAUCCAAUGUUGCAACCCCCGGUUUCAUCAUCCGCUCCUCAUCAUGUACUCUUGCCAAUCAAUGAGGAUAGUGUUGACUCAGAGAAGCUGAAUGGAGGGAUAGAAACGGAGAUGGAAACAAAGGCAAAGACUCACAGUAAUCAUGGUUCGGUAAAUGCAGAGCUCAGCUCAUGUACAAGAAAAACAACUGAGUGGACUUUACUGAUCACCAGCUUACUUCUAGAAGGUAUAUCUGCAGUUUUUGAGCAGCUCGGUUAUGCAUUAAUGGGCAUGGCGAUGGCAUUUCUAGCUUUGCUUCUUUCCAUCAUUGAUCUGAUUCGCAAGGCUCGAAAGGAAGGAAUUACAGGUGAUGGGAAGAGCCUGCUACCUCGUUUUUCUGACCAUUCAAGUCUUAAUUCCCCGAAUUUCAAGCCCUCUGGGAGUCUUGUUGAGUACUUUGGAUUAGCAGGGAAUGUAAAUGGUGCUGAGGGGAGUAACCCUGGUCCUAUCUUGAUAGUUGGAGAUUCUGAGUUCGAUGGCACUGCAUUGAAAGGUUACAGGAUUUUAGAGGCGGUGGUGCUGGGUUUUAGAGAUGAUGAUGCUGAUAGUGGUAGCCAGGAGUCCAGGACUUAG